This is a messenger RNA of Uranotaenia lowii, 2185 nucleotides long. RefSeq names its product protein disulfide-isomerase A3. Lineage: Eukaryota; Metazoa; Arthropoda; Insecta; Diptera; Culicidae. The record is from RefSeq and is a predicted model, not a curated record. The transcript is spliced from 3 exons. Gene Ontology annotation, molecular function: protein disulfide isomerase activity. Gene Ontology annotation, biological process: protein folding; response to endoplasmic reticulum stress. Gene Ontology annotation, cellular component: endoplasmic reticulum. The coding region runs from base 180 to 1643 and encodes 487 amino acids.
ACCGUUGUGUCAACGUCAUCCACCAUUUCGCACAGUCCGGUCGAAAGAGUUGGCCACGUCUCGUUCUCGGAUAGUUAAAGCUGCUGGUGCAGUUCUAGGUACAAAACCGGCUGGGUGUGGAUAGUUAAGUGCUCAAAAUAAUUUAAGGGAGUUUUCCGGGCCAUCUUAGCUACGGGAAUAUGUUUUCCGUGAAAGUGUUCUGCCUGCUGGCUGUUUGCGGCCUAGCACUAGCCGGCGAAGCCGACGUGCUGCAGCUGACCGAUAGCGACUUUUCCACCCGAGUCGGCGAAACAGAAACUACCCUGGUCAUGUUCUAUGCCCCCUGGUGCGGCCACUGCAAGAAGCUGAAGCCGGAAUACGCCAAGGCAGCCGAGCUGCUCCGCGGUGAAGAUCCUCCGAUUGCCCUGGCCAAGGUCGAUUGUACCGAAGAGGGUAAGGAAACCUGUAACAAGUUCUCCGUUUCCGGCUACCCGACGCUGAAGAUCUUCAAGAAUGGUGAAGUCUCGCAGGAGUACAAUGGCCCUCGGGACGCCAACGGCAUUGCCAAGUACAUGAAAUCGAUUGUGGGACCCGCCUCGAAGGAUCUGCUGACCCUGGCCGCGUUCGAAGAUUUCCUGAAGAAGCAGGAAACGUCGAUCGUUGGUUUCUUCCAAAAGGAAUCGGAUUUGAAGGGUGUCUUCCUGAAGUACGCCGACAGCCAGCGCGAACGAUUGCGGUUUGGUCACUCUAGCGCCAAGGACGUGUUGGAGAAGCAGGGUGAAACCGAUGCCAUUUUCCUGUUCCGUGCGAAACAAUUUGCUAACAAAUUCGAGCCAGACUUCGUCAAGUUUGAGGGCAAAACCAAGGAUGAUCUGACCACUUUCGUCAAGGAGAAUUUCCACGGUCUAGCCGGUGUUCGCAGCCGUGAAAGCAUCAAUGACUUUAAGAAUCCGCUCGUUGUUGUGUACUAUGCGGUCGAUUACGUUAAGAACCCGAAGGGAACCAACUACUGGCGCAACCGAGUUCUCAAGGUGGCCAAGGAAUUUGUUGGUCGCGUUAACUUUGCCGUCAGCGCCAAGGAUGACUUCCAGCAUGAACUGAACGAGUAUGGUUACGAUUACGUCGGCGACAAGCCUUUGGUUCUGGCUCGGGAUGCCAAAAACCAGAAGUUCAUCAUGAAGGAGGAAUUCUCAGUUGAAAACCUACAAGCUUUCGCUGGAGAACUGGAGGAAGGAUCUCUGGAACCGUACGUGAAAUCUGAACCGAUCCCGGAAAGCAAUGACGCCCCUGUGAAGGUAGCUGUCGGUAAGAACUUUGAAGAUGUGGUCAUGAACAACGGCGUUGAUACUUUGAUCGAAUUCUACGCCCCGUGGUGCGGUCACUGCAAGAAGUUGGCCCCGGCCUACGAUGAAGUAGCUGAAAAACUUAAGGACGAAGACGUGUCAAUCGUUAAGAUGGAUGCCACCGCCAACGAUGUCCCACCGACAUUUGAUGUGCGUGGAUUCCCUACCCUGUACUGGUUGCCCAAGGACUCGAAGAGCAGCCCGAAACGCUACGAAGGUGGCCGGGAGGCAGAUGAUUUCCUGAAAUACAUUGCUCAGCAUGCAACCAACGAACUGAAGGGAUACGAUCGUAAGGGAAAUCCCAAGAAGGUCGAACUGUAAUCUCAAAAUAGCAACAACAGAUCAGGCCAGGUUUUCAUUCCGCCUUUUGAGAAAAUCCAAUCAGCUAUUUAAAAAAUGUAAAUUUCUCCUUGAAAGCAUCUGGUUUAAUGAAUUUCGUUAACUGUUUACCCUCUUUGUGUCUGAUCCUAAAUGACUGAUCAUUUAAGUUUCUUCCAUUAAGAAAAAAAAGAUUAAUUAUUCGCUUCAUUUUCUAUCUACAUGUUGUAACACGUAUGCGCAAAAACGUGAUAAAAAUUGCAUUUAUACACUAUUCCAACUUUGAAAAGCUAAUCAAACAUAUUCGUAUUCAGGUUGUAGAAGAAAAAAAGAUCAACAUUUGCCUCGGUGAGUGAAACAGUUGAUUUGUGUUUUCAGAUCGAAUUUCAAACAUUCUCCUUUACCUUAAUUAUCUUACGCAGCGAUACAUAGAUACAUAAUCGUAACGAGUUUGAUGAUGUGGAAUUAAUUCUUUAUGUGGAUUAAUUUGAUUUAUGUGAGAGAUCAUGAAAGUUGAUUAAAUAAAGGUCUUAUUUUUUAGAUUA